UAUGAGAUCCUCGCUAAUCCUGGAUCCGUGACAAAUGGUCUUGGUUUUCUGCGGUUCUCUCUCAACUCUCCGCACUCUCCCCUCUGCUUGUAUUCUGUUCUCUCUCUUUCCCUCUAUCGGAUUUCUGGGGUCGCUUGGCCAUGGCGACGGCAAGAGCGAUUCCUUCCUCGCAGUUCUUCCCUCCCAUCGUUGCCAACUUCAAAUCCAAGAACCUACAAUGCUUUCGUUUCAAUUUCCACUACCACCAUCCAGGAAGAAGACCAUCAUCACUCUCACCAUCCCUAGCUUCCUCCGUCAGGUGUUCUUCUAACAGCCCGGAGUCCUCUGGUUCUGCUGCCUCUAAACCAGAAGUGUUCGUUCUCACGACUCCCCUUUACUACGUGAACGCCCCUCCCCACAUGGGAAGCGCCUACACCACCAUUGCGGCGGACGCCAUAGCGCGGUUUCAGAGGCUAAUGGGGAAAAAAGUAAUAUUCGUAACUGGAACUGAUGAGCACGGGGAGAAGAUUGCAACGGCUGCAUCUGCGAAUGGCCGAAGGCCCAAGGAGCACUGUGACACCAUCUCUCAAGCUUACAGGAUGCUCUGGAAAGAUCUAGAUAUUUCUUUUGACAAAUUUAUUCGAACGACUGAUUCAUCCCAUGAAGCUAUUGUGAAGGAAUUCUACUCUAGAGUUCUUGAAAAAGGCGACAUAUACCGUGCCCGAUAUGAAGGUCUGUACUGUGUCAACUGCGAGGAAUAUAAGGAUGAGAAGGACUUGGAUGAACACCACUCUUGUCCAAUACAUCUGAAACCUUGUGUUCCACGAAGAGAGGAAAACUAUUUUUUUGCUUUGUCCAAGUAUCAGAAGCGUCUUGAGGAAUAUCUUGAACAGAAUCAACAAUUUGUCCAGCCAUCUUAUCGUCUAAAUGAAGUAAGAAGUUGGGUGGAGGAUGGUUUGAGGGAUUUUUCUAUUUCGCGUGCAUCAGUAGAAUGGGGAAUACCUGUCCCAAAUGAUGGUGACCAAACCAUAUAUGUUUGGUUUGAUGCUCUAUUGGGCUAUAUUUCAUCGCUUCUGGAGGCAGGAAUUGAACCAAAUUUACAAAAUGCUGUUUCUUCUGGUUGGCCUGCUUCACUGCAUUUAAUAGGAAAGGAUAUCUUGAGGUUUCAUGCUGUCUACUGGCCUGCAAUGCUGAUGUCAGCUGGAUUAAGUCUUCCAAAGAUAGUUUUUGGUCAUGGAUUCCUGACAAAGGAUGGUAAGAAGAUGGGAAAAUCUUUAGGAAACACACUUGAACCAAAAAAUCUUGUGUCUAGGUUUGGAUCUGAUGCAGUGAGGUACUUCUUCUUGAGAGAAGUGGAAUUUGGAAACGAUGGUGACUAUUCAGAAGAACGGUUUAUAAACAUCAUCAAUGCUAAUCUUGCAAACACAAUUGGCAAUCUUCUUAACCGCACGCUUGGACUUUUGAAGAAGAACUGCCAAUCUACAUUGGUGGUUGAUUCAGCUAUUGCAGCUUCAGGAAAUCCAUUCAGACAGACUGUGGAAGGACUGGUAGACAAAGCAAGGCUCCAUUUCGAGAAUUUGUCUUUGUCAACUGCUUGUGCUUCUGUGUUGGAGAUUGGAAAUGCUGGUAAUCUGUAUAUAGAUGAGCAUGCUCCAUGGUUGAAAUUCAAAGCUGGGGGUGCUAGUGCUGAAGCUGCUGCCAGGGAUUUGGUUACCAUAUUGGAAGCUGUGAGGAUCAUAGCAGUUGCCUUGUCACCGAUAACUCCUAGCCUCUGUUUGCGCAUAUAUUCACAGCUCGGUUACUCGAAGGAUGAAUUUGAUGCAAUUACUUGGAACGAUACAGCAUGGGGAGGACUUAAGGAAGGUCAGAUAAUGAGAGAGCCUGCACCUAUAUUUGCAAGAAUUGAGAUUGAAGACAAAGAGGAAGGAAAGGAUGAAGAUCAGCCACCAAAAAAGGCAUCAAAGAUGAAGAAGAGAUUACCACAAGCUCAAGGGGCUGCACAGGCUCAGGCAUGAAAAAUAAGGCACAACCCUUUAGGUGGAUUUGCAUAUGUUGAUCAACUAACAACCUUCUCCUUCGCAGACAUAUAUUGUAACAUGUCAAAUGCCGUGCUUCUUUGGUAGAACAUGUGAAUUGGGAUGUCCUGAUUUCAGGAUGUUCUGUCUGAAAGUGGAAAAAUCCCAUGCC
Messenger RNA from Nymphaea colorata (pocket water lily), 2166 nucleotides. RefSeq names its product methionine--tRNA ligase, chloroplastic/mitochondrial. The record is from RefSeq and is a predicted model, not a curated record. Gene Ontology annotation, cellular component: mitochondrion; chloroplast stroma. Lineage: Eukaryota; Viridiplantae; Streptophyta; Magnoliopsida; Nymphaeales; Nymphaeaceae. Gene Ontology annotation, biological process: methionyl-tRNA aminoacylation. The transcript has 13 exons. Gene Ontology annotation, molecular function: ATP binding; methionine-tRNA ligase activity. Bases 141 to 1994 code for a protein of 617 amino acids.